GCAGCGCUGUCACCGUCGUUGAUUUCGUUUGGUGGAGUUGUGUGUGGAGUUGAGUUGUGUAAAUAUUUUCAAGAUGGACGGUCGCGUAUCUUUGGGGCUCCGCGAGUAAAAACUGUUUCUUCUCAAAUUUCUGUGUGUCCUGUGAAUUUUUAUGUGUUCUAACUCGAGAAAAUCGAAGUGAUUUUUUAUCUGUGCAAGAAAAAAUAUCCAAAUGUUUCUCCAAAGUGCGAAUAUUGCUAUAAUUUAUAAACAUCCAACGAACGAGUAGACGGCCGCAGAGUUCACGCCUCUACGCAACAACAUAGGAGCAAAUUUCUGAUUGAAUAAAAGUGUUUUGGGAUUUUCAUUACGACGGAAGUUCACCUGGACAAGAACCGGGAGAAAACGAAAAUUUUAGGCUCAUUUAUUGAAGGCUGCUUUGCUCUGCGUUGUUUGUUAUUUAUCUGUCAAGUAUCCGAGCUUUGGUGAAUUUUCGUGAAAAACAAAGACGGAUUACGAACAGAUGUUCCUGUCUGAAACGAAAGAGGAUUGAAUCUGGAGUUCCUGUACGAGGAGUGAAAAUGUGAAAUUAAAACACAGUAAAAGUAAAAUAAGUGAGCCCUGUGUUCGGUUGACUGCGAAUUUCGUGUUUCGGCAAAGAACACCCAAUCAAGUGAAAGUGGAUAGAGAAAAUUUCUAUUUCCCACACCACUUAGAACUUUUGUCCACCUAGUGGAUGCUGACCGUGGUCUCGUGUCGUCGCCAAGAGGAAAAACUUGAGGCCAUCGGAAAAUAGGUGUGUGCGAGUGUUUGUGCUGUGGUGGAGAAAAUUUUCACUCCGCGAUGGGCGGGCGAUGUUUCGUUUGCUCGUUAAAAAUAGCUGCCCCGACAAGAGUGUUGUAGAGUGCGAAGGGACGGCUGACCGAACAGAAAACGGCAGGAAAUUCCUGUCUUGUGCGUUGAAUGCUGAUGAUGGGGAGCUAAGCCAAUGCCUAAUUCUUCACUACUUUGGGAAAAAAGGGAAAGGAAGUUGUUCGGUGCGGAGAGUCGCUUGUGACUUGUGAUAAGCGGUGCAUUCAGGGUUUUGAGAUAUGAUUGGAACCUGUAUUAUCAAAACCGUGUAACUUGUAUUAUUAACGCCAAAAGCAGUUCAACUAUUUUGAUAGAGAGCCCGAGCAGGCACAGAUCUGUGGAAUUACAAUUAUUUGAUUACUAGGACGUUAAUAAGAUCCCAACCAGCAGCAACAAUGUGUCACUUAGGCAUGAGUAGUGACACCAGCCCAGGCGGAAAACCAGAUGACUGGCCGGCCGCCGUUUGAAGACUGCUACCCAUUUUUUUCAACCCACAAUCUUCCAGCAAGUCCUUCCAUUCCUGCCUAGGGAAAAUGAUGAGUCACUCCAGUGCCAAUAAACACACUCCUGCUGCGGUGUCAUUCGUCGCCAACAACCUAGAGACUGCUAGCAGCACCAGUAGUGGGCCCAUCCUCGUCGCCAAAAUGUCUGAAAAGGUCCGCACCACCAGCGACAGCGAAUCGGAAAUCAACUACGAUUUGUUCAGCACCAGCGUAACUUCGGACGGCGGAGCGUCAUCAUCGGUGAUGAACACGUCGCAAAUUUCCAACGCUUCCAACGAUUCGACGCACAUCAAGAGUGCCAACCUGACGCGGUCGCAGAAUGUCGGAGGGUCCUGUCGUUUUCCCAAGCUAGAAGAAUGUGCACACUUCCACUACGAGCGGGUGCAACUUGGCAAGUUGUCCGUCAAGUUGGUGUCGGAGGAAAAGACCGAUUCCCAACUUCAAGGACAGAGCGGUCAAAGUUCCCUGCUAGCCAGUACCGAUCUGAGUAGUUCGCAAACCAGUAACGCUGCUAACGGUGUUAUCAACCUGCUGGGUGGGAAAAAUAAUUGGUUCAUUCUUCGUAUUACGGCUGGCCGUUCGGAUUCGUUCCUGAUAAAGCGAUCCUUCGAGAACAUGCGCUUCCUGGAUGAGAUGCUGCACCGAUGUGUGUACGAUCGACGGGUGAGUGAGCUGGAAGACCUGAAGGAGCUGGAUAUUUCGGAUAGGGUUGAUGAUGAGCUGGAGACGAUAGUUGCGGUUUAUGUGAAUCGGUUGUCGGUAAUUGCCUCCGAUGCCAUGACGUGUGGACCCGUAUUGACAUGGUUGCAGAUCGAUAACAAGGGCAGGCGGCUGCCGGUGGCCGAUGAAGAAACUAUGAAAAGCAUCAACACACCGGCCGUUGGAGCAGCUUACGGAGUGCGAAGGUAUGUCGCGCAAGCCUGUGAUGAGAUUUCUAUUGAGGUCGGAGAUAUGAUAUCCGUUAUCGAUAUGCCUAGUCCAGCUGAAUCAAUUUGGUGGCGUGGCAAGAAGAGUCAUCUGCAGAAGAACCAGUAUGAGGUUGGAUUUUUUCCGCAAAGUUGCGUAGCUACUAUUGGUGAUAAAGUUCCCCGUCAUAUGCCGUUCCCGGCUCCACUGGUCGGUUCCUUGGCAGUGUCGCCAACUAAACCGGUCCUUAGGAAGCACGGUAAACUGAUAGCAUUUUUCCGCAGCUUCAUCCUAUCGCGGCCUUCUCGUCGACGACUGAAACAGAGUGGUAUCUACAAAGAGCGCGUGUUUUCCUGUGAUUUGGGUGAGCAUUUGCUCAACAGUGGACAAGACAUUCCAAUGGUUCUGAAAUGUUGCGCUGAAUUUAUCGAAGAGUACGGAAUUGUGGAUGGCAUUUACCGACUAUCGGGUAUUACCUCCAAUAUACAAAAACUGAGACGUGCCUUCGACGAAGAGAGAAUCCCGGAUCUAACGCACCCGGAGAUUAAGCAGGACAUUCAUGCUGUGAGUUCCUUAUUGAAAAUGUACUUCCGAGAACUGCCAAACCCGCUUUGCACAUACCAGUUGUACGACCACUUUGUGGACGCCAUCCAGACUCGUUUGGAAGCAUCGACCGAUCUAAAACUUCGUCUGAUCCGACAGACUGUACAGAAAUUGCCACCUCCGCACUAUCGAACGUUGAAGUACCUAGCGACGCAUCUGUUUAAAAUUUCCCGUCAUUCGGCUAGCACGGGAAUGACUGAGCGGAACAUUGCCAUUGUGUGGGCUCCGAACCUUUUGCGUUCACCUGCACUUGAAUCGGGAGGAGUGGCAGCUCUUCGAGGGGUAGGUGUACAGGCCGUGGUCACGGAAUACCUAAUCAGCAACUGUGAACAGAUAUUCGAUGAUAGUGGGGAUGACUUCGGCAGCCACUAUAUUGAAUCGCAACCCAACUCCCUUAGCGAUUCCAACAGUCUCCAAAUUCAUAGUGGCUUGGAUCAAGAUCUGUCGCUGUCGAUGGAGCGACCGAAGAGUUUAAGCGUGGGAGGUGCCAAAUUGCUCAGUCUUGAAGAGGCUCGUAUUCGGCGGAACUGCAUGGAAAAUGCCGAGAAAACUAUUCCAAUUAACAUCACGAACACCUCGACGCACAUCGGUUCAUACAUCGAAGUUGGUGGCGGCCCAUCCAGUCUGCCCGAUAAGUAUCAUACUGUCCUUCCGGUGCCAAGAAGCUGGAAUAAACGAAAAUCUCAUUCAUCGUGGAAGUCCAUUUUUACACGGCAACCACGACAAUCGAACAGCAAUCAGGACAUCAAGGAGUAUAGUAAUCCUACCACGCCUACCAACAAAGAUCCACCAGUUAUAGUGACAAACGGACGAGCGUUGAACGAGGAACGAUCCGUCAAGCCAGACCAGAAUGGCGCCAUGAAGGAAAGCAACAGCGGUGUAAUGCAGGAAAAGAUGACGAAGAGUGUGGACAUAUUUGAUGGGAAAUCGCUCACGAUCGAUUCGUGCGCCCGGUCCAAUUCGGUUGAUAGCUUACGGACCACCGGCCACAGUCGAUCGGUUUCCCACGAUUCGUAUUUCGAUUUACUGCAGUCGCCGCUGAGAGGUGGCGUGGUAACCUGUCCUAGUCGCGAACUUUCUGAACUGGGGCUAAACUUUGACCGCGAGGAGCCUGAAAUGAGAAUUUUCUCCGAGAGCGAAAGUUUAGUGAGUAGUCCGAAGGUGGCCAAAGAGUCUACGCGGCGUACACUCCGAGCCAGACCGGAAGAAUACACCAGUGGAGGCAAUAGUGUGAAUCCUAGUCCCAAGAAGCAGCCUCGAUUGAAUAUCCAGAGCCCUCAAGACGCCAGCAAGCCCCAAUGGAUGAUGGCAUCAGCGGAGACGGGCUCACUUAACCCGGACGAAAGCCUUUGCAAGCGAUACAAGCUAGAGGAUCAAUUGAGUGACAUUCAGUAUAUCGAUUGUAAUACUCCGGAACACAACAUUUCUAGCGGAGGGUCGUCGUUAAAUAGUAACACGAUAUUUACAAGUGCUCAAGUUCACAAGCCGCCACUACAGGAGGACUCCGAUGACGAACAUGAAUUAAUUGGAAUCAGGAACUCAUAUCCAGGACCUCAGUACAGUUAUGUCAAGUACGAUUCCCCCAUAAAGGAGACCCGGUUUAGCUACCCGGGAAUGUGUGCCAAAAACAAGGAAAGCAGUAGUGCUUUGAAAGAGCAGGAAAUGAACGUGGAUGAUCAACAUCAAACGCAUUUGCAAAAGAAUGGAUCUUCACUGUAUGAAAGUUUCAUACUGUCCAGCCAAGCCUCAUCAAAGCCCCCAAAGUAUCCAGGUCGUUAUAGCUACUACCAGACCGGAAGUGGCAUCUCGGGAAAUAAUGAUGAGGGAAGGGAUGAUGAACUGCAGGUCGUCCCCAGGAGCUGUUCGGAGAAUGUGAUAAGAAAAAGUGACACCCAAAAAAGUAAGCUGAGUGUGAUGACCCCGCAGUCACCGGUACAAAGUCCAUGUUACUCGUUGCUGGUAGGCUCGACGACGAGUUCUGAUAAUAGUAGCAAUAUGACAACUCCGGUGUACGAAAUGGACGUGGCGGCCGUUAUUGGCCAGCAGCAACAGCAGCCAUUAGAGAAAACCAAAGAUGAAACUGAACCGAGAGAUAUUAAAGCCUUGAAGCGCGAGCUUUCGCUAGACCUUAGCGAAGUCAGCGCCAAAGCUGCCACGGGAAAACAGUUGGCCACGAAGAAAAAUUCCUCCCCGAAUACUCCUUCUAAUUUUGCAUCAGAUAAUACGACCAAUACGACAACGACUACCACUAGUCAAUCGAUGACGCCAAGCGAGUUUUGCUAUCAUAAUCUUAACCCAGAGUUAUCUCCCGGGGAACUCGCAACUUUUGCACAGAAAGUUGCUCCAGGCAACAAGCCCGGAACUCCUAUAAAGGCCACGAUCAAUAUUACGUACAACGUAAGGUCACCUGUUCGAAAAGAGCAAGACGAGAGUAUCUUUCGAUCGUCACCGAUAAACUCGUGCGGUUCGCUCACUCCAACAUCUCUGAAAUAUCUGGAACAAGGCGAUGAACCGUUGAAAGCAUCAGAAUGCGAUCUGUUAGAAGAGGAAGAGUAUCAACGGGAGCGACGAAGCAUUUAUGAAAACGUUCUCGUUACCCCAAUGGAGCCGCAGCCAGUGAAAGAUACUAAGAGACUCUUGGAGACUAAUUUCGACGAAACAAUGGUAUACGAGCAGGUCAAAUUCUAUAAAAAUGCUGUGUCACAAGUGAAUGAAAUGUUAGGAGGGGAACCUGAGGGGAACCAGAAUGUGGUCCCGGGUGAGUUAACGCCUUCCAAUCUGGUAGAUCUCUCGAUCAGUGAAUAUGAAGCAAAAGUACCUGAAGCAGACUCAAUGGAGAAAAAAUCAAAAGUCAAGCUAAAAAUCAAAGAGGAUGAAGAUGAAGAAGAAGACGAGGAAGAGAAUACAGAUGGUAUCAAUAACAAUAAACGUGAUUCUCGAGUUGGUACCGAUUCUUCACAUUCUGAAAUCAAAGAGAAAGUAGAUUUUGUUAUGACUAGCAAAAGCGAAGAGGAAAGCGAUGAUGUUCCCAUGUCUGACGUAAACGAUGAUAGUUUAGAGUUCGACAACACGGAUGUGUCUUUGUAUGAAAAUGUAGAACUGCGGAAAAAACCUUUUGCCCCGGUUUAUGAGAAUAUGAUUCCAGGUCCGAUUGGAUUGGUAACAUCGACGCUCAAAUCCACAACCGAUGAUGAUUUUUCUUCUUUUUGUGCAGAUCGUAGUGACAUGGACAAUGAAAUGGAAUAUCGUAUCGAAAUUCCUCCCAAGAUUGAAAUCAAACCCAUCACGAACAAUAUUAGCGUGAAACAGUUAGCGACGAAGUUUGAAACUAGUCCCGUUGAUGUAAAUCCACCAUUUGACUUUCACCAUCAGUCGAAACUGAAUAACAAUCGAGGGAGUGCUGGUCCCGUUGUAACAAUUCGUAACAAAUCCGCAAAAGACUAUCAAAAUCUAACAAAUAUUACACGAAGCUUAGAUGAAAACGCGUUCGUUCGGGAAUUUGGCAGUGCACGUAAGUUAGAAAGCUUCAACAAAAGCAUCCAACAAAUCCCUGAAAUUGAUAAUAUCCUCAACGAGAACAAUCCGAAUCGACGCAAGUCAUUAGAUUUCACUAGACCAAAGAGCCUAAAUCCACCGAAGAAACUUCCCACCCUUGUAGGAGAAGGCAUUGAAAAUCUCAAGGACCAUGUCCAUACACCACACGACUGCUGCCGUCAGCAACAACACCAACAGCAAAAAUCCUCACCGCCGUCGGAUCUCAAACUGGAUCUAUCCACCAAAAUCGAGGACACCAAAGAAGCCCGAGCGUAUAAUGUCCGAAUCACACCAACCACCGAGAACCGAAUCUCACUUGUCCAGUACAACUACGACAACCGACUCAAUCGGAAAGACAAUCCACAGCAGCAGCAGGAGGAAGACCGCAACAGUAUAACGAGCAUCUCCAGUCUCAAAAUGUUGGGCAGCUGCAAAUUGGACCGCAGUCGGAUCGAGAAAAUCAAAGAAGAACGUCGCCACCAACUCAGCGAAAAAUACCGGUCGGAAUCCUUCAAAGGCGAACGGGGCGACUACGCAAAACUGAAAUCUAAGUCCAAAUCGGAGCUGCGGGAUCUGCAAGAUACCGACUCAAUCGAUCCUGGCAAAAAGUACGAUUCGUUACGAUUCCGCUCCAAAUCCCGCGUCGAACUAUCUGAUCAGCCGUACAACCUCGAUCAUAACUUAUCGACGGCCGUUUCGUUGAACACGGUGAUGGCUUCGUCGAUGAUGAUUCCCGCGGGUCGAACGCGACGCAUAAGCGACGAAAAAAAUCAGAACGAUUGUAUCGCAAGUUCAUCUCCGCCCCGCAGCACCGUCAGCAGUAACAUUCCACCCGAUGCCAGCAUAUCGCAGGUUUGUGAUAGUAAGUUUGAGUUGAAAACUCGCCAGAAAUUCGACAAACGGGGCAGCACCAGUAGCAUGACGGAGUAUCCGCUGGCAUCGGUUACGGCCGGUCGGGAACGCGACAGUUUUAACGGUGGAUCGAAUAAGAGUUUCGCCAGGAAUGGUUCCAGUGGAACGCAGCGAGAUCGUUUUUCUCCGCAAAUUUCCAUCAAGGAUGUCGCUGCCAUGUUCGAGUCAAGAUCGCAAAAUCAGUCGUAAUCUGGAAAGGCUUUGUUUAGCUUUAUUUAUAGUAAUGUACUACUAUUGCACGCCGUUUCUGAAAUUACGAAUCAAUUUUCGGUAAACAUUCUGUUGAAAAUAAAUCUCAUUACACCUUCGUGUUCUACUUGACCAAAAUUUGUGCUGCAAAUAAGAAUGAUAGUUUGUAAAACAGUAAAAAUAUAUAAAGUAAUCGAACGCAAUAGAAAAAACAAAACGUUGAUAUUGAACUACUCUUUAUAAGAAUCUUAUAACUUCAGCUAAACUGCUGAUAAUACCUAAUGGAUAUGUCACUGUUUAACAAAGCAUAACUGAUACGUAGUUAAAAAGCAACUUACUGACAACGCGAGCAAAAAUUUAUUUAUAUGAAAAUUAAUAAAAUUUGUAUGAGUAGUGCAUUAUUCGAAAAGAGCAAACAAAUUAGCUAAAUAUCUGUGAAACAUAUUGCUUCAACUGCACGAAGGUAAAUAGACUAACAGCGUUGCAUUUAUGUACAACCCAACUGGCUGAAAGCUAUUUGUAUUGAACAAAAACUGCAUGGGUUCUUGUUAGUGAUUUCCAAUCGUUGUUAUUUCUUCUCGAAAUCCAACUUGUUCAACGUGGAAAAAUGUUAGGUAAACUUCAUCAGAUGUUGUACGGUUAGAGAACAAAUCGAUGGUAGGAUAUGCUUUCGUACGAAAACUUUGGAGAUUAAAUAACAGUAGAAGGUUUACCAGUGAGAACAUUUUAAAACAAAAACCAGCCAAGUUGUAAGAAAACAUCGCUUCAAUGGUGGACUCAGUUCAACUCUAAAAGAUAAUUUGAACGGUAGCUUGAUGAGAGACUAAUUUACAUUGUACAUAAAAAUGUCGAGUAUGAAAGUGAAGAUUAAGAUAGUGGGAUAUCGUGCAUCACAAUCUUUUAUCUUUAUGUAUAGGUCUACGUUGUAUUGUUUCAUUGCGAAUGUUAGCUUUUGCUUCGUUUACAAAACGGAACUUAAUUAUUCUAUUUUGGUAGGUACUGUUUUAGUUUUGUUUUCAAAAUUUGACGUGCGAAAAUAAAUUUGUUUUGUUUUAUAGAAGAACUUGUUUCUGUUCGACAAGAGUGUAGAAUGAAUGUAGAUUGAAACGGAAAGUUUUGGAGGAUCAUUGACAGUGUGAGCAAACAUCAAAGAUUAAAUGACAAACGUAGAUCGAGUAGAUAAGCCGAUUGAGACAAUAAUUUUCCAUAAAAUCAGUGACAAAUUUUUAGAAUACACUUAAAUCGAUGAACACAUUCUUUAUCAAUCAAGACUUUCUGAUCAGGACUGCUGUAAACUGAUUUAUUCAACUAGCAAUGAUUUCCUCAACUCUAGUAAUUUUCUUUUCAUGUAAAUAUAAACUUUUUUUAAUGGGGUGAUUCAAUUGAAAGAUGAUGUUAAACUGAACUUAUGGUCAACAUUUAUUAUAUUGUAAAUAACCUAAUUGCAAAUAAGAUACAUUAACGAUAAACUUGUGAGGAAACACGUCACAAAAAAAUAAAGAAAACAAAGAAAUGAACAGAUGGUAAUUUUUUCACAACACAAACUAAUCAUAAAACAAUACAAAAUGUCAAAACUACUAUGAAAGAACUAAUUCUACUCGAAACAUGAUAUUAACUUACGCUUUAGUAUUUGAUAUUGAAAAUAGCAAGCAGUAACAAUAUGCAGAAAUUGAGAAUGUAACUUUUGCUAAACAGACACUUUCCGAUCUUUAAACAAUUUAAUAACUUCCUAUAAUAUGACCACGGUAAAGAGAGAAACUGACUACAAAAUAUAAACACUUUCUUCAAGAACACAUUGAAUUCCAAUA
Messenger RNA from Armigeres subalbatus, 9286 nucleotides. RefSeq names its product GTPase-activating protein CdGAPr-like. Gene Ontology annotation, biological process: small GTPase-mediated signal transduction. The transcript is spliced from 8 exons. Gene Ontology annotation, molecular function: GTPase activator activity; protein binding. The coding region runs from base 1365 to 7478 and encodes 2037 amino acids. NCBI's taxonomy places the organism in Eukaryota, Metazoa, Arthropoda, Insecta, Diptera, Culicidae. The record is from RefSeq and is a predicted model, not a curated record.